Melospiza georgiana is the source of this 8134-nucleotide messenger RNA. RefSeq names its product cadherin 18 (gene CDH18). NCBI's taxonomy places the organism in Eukaryota, Metazoa, Chordata, Aves, Passeriformes, Passerellidae. Gene Ontology annotation, molecular function: cadherin binding; calcium ion binding. The transcript has 14 exons. Gene Ontology annotation, biological process: calcium-dependent cell-cell adhesion; adherens junction organization; cell morphogenesis. Gene Ontology annotation, cellular component: adherens junction; catenin complex; plasma membrane. Bases 746 to 3130 code for a protein of 794 amino acids. The record is from RefSeq and is a predicted model, not a curated record.
UGCAGGAGCGGCGGCGCGGCGCUCGGGGCUCCGAGGGAUGCGGAGCCGGGCCCGGGUACCUCUCUGAGGACGGCGAGCGGCUGUGCCGCCAGCACUGCGAAAAGUCCCCAUUUGCUUCUUAUAAAUUAAAGUGCCUUGUCACCAGUUAGGGCAAGUCAGCCAAGGUGUAUCAUAGAAUCAUGAAAUGGUUUGGGUUGAAAGAGACCUUUGACGAACAUCUAAUCCAACUUCGUCUGCCCUGCCAUGGGUUUAGCCAUCUUUCACUAGACCAGGUUACUCAAAGCCUUGAACACUGCAAGGGAUGGGACAUUGGCACCUUCCUUGGGCAGCCUGUUCCAGUGUCUCCAUCAUGCACUGUGUUGUUUCGUAAUUGCCAUUAAGCUCUUACAGCACAAUUAUGGGUGUAUAUAUGCAGCUAAGGAGGCAGUAGGUUUGAUUUGGCAAACCACUUGGAAAAGGAGGAGUGGAGAAGUGCCCUGCAACCAUUGAACAAUAGAAAAUGGUCGGCUGUGGAACUCUAUUGUGAAGACCUCAGAAGAAAUAUCAAUUUUUCCAGUCAGCUUUUCAUAAUGUAAAUAUAAUUUGAGCUUUCCCAAAUGGGCAGCUAAACCAUGAACAAGCAGAAAAACCUAAUUUGGACUGUAUUUCUGAAGCAGACUUCACCUUCACUCUCGGGAACUUACUGAAGGAUUACAGCUGAAAAGGACAAGAGAAAGAAAACCUUGAACAGGAAUCUUAUCCUACAAUGAGAAUUACAAGUACAUCUUGUAUCUGCCCAGUCCUAGUUUGUCUCUGUUUUGUACAAAGAUGUUAUGGAGCUGCUCACCAUGGCUCCAUCAAGGUGACCAGGAAUCAAACCAAACACAUAGAAGGCGAAACAGAAGUGCAUCAUCGUCCAAAGCGUGGAUGGGUGUGGAAUCAGUUCUUUGUUUUAGAAGAACACAUGGGACCAGAUCCUCAAUAUGUAGGAAAGCUGCACUCCAAUUCCGACAAAGGUGAUGGAUCAGUCAAAUACAUUCUUACUGGAGAAGGGGCAGGGACUAUAUUUAUUAUUGAUGACACAACUGGAGACAUCCAUUCAACCAAAAGCUUAGAUCGAGAGCAGAAGACACACUACGUGCUUCAUGCCCAAGCUAUUGACAGACGGACAAACAAGCCACUCGAGCCCGAAUCUGAGUUCAUUAUCAAAGUGCAGGAUAUCAACGACAAUGCACCAAAAUUUACAGAUGGACCAUACAUUGUUACUGUGCCAGAGAUGUCUGAAAUGGGUACGUCUGUUCUACAGGUGACAGCCACAGAUGCAGAUGACCCCACAUAUGGAAACAGUGCCAGAGUAGUGUACAGUAUUCUUCAGGGACAGCCAUAUUUCUCUGUUGACCCCAAAACAGGAGUCAUCAGGACUGCCUUGCACAAUAUGGACAGGGAAGCCAGAGAGCAUUAUUCCGUUGUCAUUCAAGCCAAAGAUAUGGCUGGGCAGGUCGGAGGGCUGUCAGGGUCAACAACUGUAAAUAUCACACUCACAGAUGUCAACGACAAUCCACCCAGGUUUCCUCAGAAACAUUAUCAACUCUAUGUUCCUGAGUCGGCUCAAGUUGGAUCGGCAGUUGGCAAAAUCAAAGCAAAUGAUGCAGACACUGGUUCAAAUGCAGACAUGAAGUACACGAUCAUAAAUGGUGAUGGCGCUGGGGUAUUCUCCAUAUCUACUGACAAAGAAACCAGGGAAGGAAUUCUCUCUCUGAAGAAGCCACUCAACUAUGAAAAAAAGAAAUCAUAUACACUUAAUAUAGAAGGAGCAAAUACUCACCUGGAUUUUCGCUUUUCGCACCUGGGACCAUUCAAAGAUGUAACAAUGUUGAAGGUCAUCGUUGGUGAUGUGGAUGAACCCCCUCUCUUCACCAUGCCUUCCUAUGUCAUGGAAGUUUAUGAAAAUGCAAAGAUUGGGACUCCUGUUGGCACAGUAACAGCACAUGAUCCUGAUGCUGCAAACAGUUUAGUGAGAUAUUUCAUUGAUCAUAACACAGAAGAAGAUAGGUAUUUCACCAUUGAUGCUAGUACUGGAACCAUUAAGACUGCCAAGAUCUUUGACAGAGAGGAGACACCUUGGUACAACAUCACAGUGGCUGCUUCUGAGAUAGACAACCCUGAGCUAGUGAGCCACGUUCCAGUUGGUGUUAGAAUCCUGGAUGUCAAUGACAAUCCUCCCGAGCUUGCCAGAGAUUAUGAUGUAGUCGUCUGUGAAAAUUCAAAGCCUGGUCAGGUAAUUCAGACUAUCGCUGCUACUGACAAAGAUAACUCUGCAAAUGGCGCAAGAUUCCAUUUUUCUCUUGAUGAAGGGCUUUCUUUGAAUCCCAACUUUACUCUAAGGAACAAUGAAGAUAAUACGGCCAGUAUUCUGACAAGGCGAAGGAGAUACAGUCGAACCACCCAAGAUACCUAUUACCUCCCCGUUUUGAUUUCUGAUGGCGGCGUGCCCCCUCUCAGCAGCAGCAGCACCCUCACCAUCCGGGUUUGUGCCUGUGAGAGGGACGGACGAGUGAGAACUUGCCAUGCUGAAGCUUUCCUCUCCUCGGCGGGCUUGAGCACGGGAGCUUUGAUUGCCAUCCUGCUCUGCAUUGUCAUCCUUCUUGUUUUCUCUUUAGCAAUUGUGGUCCUUUUCAUCACCCUAAGACGUAGCAAGAAGGAGCCUUUGAUCAUUUCAGAAGAAGAUGUCCGGGAAAAUGUUGUGACAUACGAUGAUGAGGGAGGUGGAGAGGAAGACACAGAAGCAUUUGACAUCACAGCACUGCGGAAUCCAUCUGCUGCUGAAGAGCUGAAAUACCGGAGGGAUGUUCGGCCUGAAGUGAAGCCUCUGUCCAGGCAUCAUCCCUCCUCAAGCCUUGACAGUAUAGACGUUCAGGAGUUCCUUAAUCAAAGACUGGCAGAGGCUGAUCUGGACCCCAGUGUGCCCCCAUAUGACUCCCUGCAGACAUAUGCCUAUGAGGGUCAUCGAUCAGAAGCUGGGUCUAUCAGCUCUCUGGAUUCAGCAACGACACACUCUGACCAGGAUUAUAAUUACCUUGGAGACUGGGGACCCGAGUUCAAGAAGCUAGCUGAACUCUAUGGGGAAAUAGAACCAGAAAGAACAACUUAGUUGUAAUUCCCGGAACAGAGAAGUUCCUAAACCACUGGACAGAUAAUGACAACAAUGGUAACAAAAAAAAAAAAAAAGUGAAUACAGUACUUGGAACUGAGUAAGUUGUAUGCAGUUACUGUAGAACAAGUGCCCUUUUCAUAUUUGAAACUGGGUUCUCCAAUUGAAAGAAAGUCAAAUUUUGGAAAAUACAGAAAAAAGAAUCUAUUGUCCCUUGUGUAUUUUUUUUAAUUGCUCAUUAAAGUGUCUGGUACCUUAUCUGCAACAAUACCGAAAGUAAAGCCAAGAAAUGACAUUUUUAUUGCAAUAUGCAUAACAGCUCCAAGCUGCAGUGAGUUUAUGGUCAUGUCUGUUUGAGAAGAGAGCUAAAAAAGGAUCAAAUGUCUUGCAGGUGGUUGUAAUGUUGCAUUUCUAGCUGUGCUCUAGGCCUUGUGAUCCCAACAUGAGGUAGACAAUGAGGUUUACUAUCAGUGUGAGAAGUGAUACCAGUCUGUUUCCUUUACAGAGGUGAUAAGCCACACCUGUCCUCUUAAAUAAAUUGUCCUUUGAUGAUUUAAUCUUAUUGGCUUAGCAGGUUGCAUUGAGAAGCUGUCAUUUUGUAAUGUCCUUCAUAAUCUUGUCAUCCAUAACCAGCUAACAGAUGGAGGGCAUAAUUAUCUGUAUCUCAAACACAGCUCUAGCUCAUAACCCCAGACCUGCUCUGUUACUGCGUGCUGGAGGAACUGUUGUUUCCAGUGUUGUGCUUUUUCUUUUUGUCUUUUCAUGGAAACAUCAUCCAUCUAAAUGGAAUAGGCCCAAAGUACUCUUUAUGCAGCGAAGCAGAUGAAGCAUAGGCUUUUUCAAUAAAAACAACAAUGGCAGCACCAUUAAACGACAUGGCUUUUUGGUUCACUGUGCUUCACUUGUGUCAAGAGCUGAAGCUUUUUAAAUCUUUUGCUGGUCUGAGUCCAGAAGCUACAACAGUCUGUUUGAAACCCAGAGUUCUUAAUCACAAUGUUUUUCUAUUUCUGUGUGUGACUAAAAGCAAAAUAGAGCUGCUGGUAAGACAUUGGGAUGGUGAAAAUUGAAGCAAGGAGAAUAAGAUGAUGAUGCAUUUUUCUUUUAAAUUCAAUUCUACUGAUAUUUAUUUCUCUUAGAGCAUUUGCCACCUCAGCAGAACAAGAUGGUUUUUCCCUAUUUCAAGCAUCAUGGAAACAAGAGCAUUUCAAGUCAGUGAAAGAAAUAUACCAUUACUGUGGUUCCUAUGGAUUAAGUAAAUUGAUUUCUUACAUUAGUAACUUUAGAGCAUUGCAGGAAUGAUAGUUCUCCUUAACAUAGCAAGCUGCUUAACACCUAAUCCAGCAAUUAUUUUCUUUUCUUUUUUUAGCAUUGCAGCAGCAGAACUGCUAAACAGUUCUUUUUAACAUAGCAGCCUGAUUAGCACCUCAUAUAGCAGAUUUGGAUUUUUCUUUUUCUUUGUUUGGAUUUUUAACCUUUUCUUUGUCUUUCUGGUGAUAAUACUGGGUGAGGACAAGGAACUCACAAUAUCUCAUGAGAGAUUAUGACCUAUAAUACUCACGAUCAUUAUCAACAGUCCUCUGCUCCUAAUUCUAGCUCCACUUUAGGCAAAUGGAUUUCUUCCAGUAUGCAUUUGAUUGAAAAACCAUCCAGAGUAGAAGCUGUGCACUUUUUUUCUUACUCUGCAGUCUGGAGUGCAGAGUGAUGCAGAUUUGUAUGCUGUACUAGAUUCCCCCCUCUGCAUUUUAGGUGCCACGUAUAUUCAGCUUAGUAAAGAAGAGUCUAUAUUUAUUGCUGAUCUACUGUGAGCCUCACAGGUGAACUAGAUAAUUAAGCCUUCUUUUCUUUACUCUAUGGUUGGAUAGGUCCUAGAAAUGACUGAAAUUUCUGAUCAGUUUACUUUGAAGAGAUUUUUUUUUUCUCCUGAGAUGUAGUUGACUGCUUUUGGUUUAAACUGCCUUCUGGGAAAAAUAGCAAGUAGCUUUGUAAGCAACUUUUACACUCUAAAAAGUAUUAGUUGUACUGUGGUUCCAGAGUUGUUUUUUUGUACACUAUUUUGUUUAAAAUUUGUAAUUACUCUUCUUUCUUUCAGAAUCUGAACCCACAUAAAAAUUUAGUAGGGAAAAACACCUGAACCCUAAGAUAUUCUGCUGAUGAUUUGAAAGUAGUUUAAUAGUUUGUGUUAAUUUUUUUUAUAUGCUUUUUAUGAAAUACAGAGUCUUUUAGAAAAGCAUUUAAGGAGGCAUUCUUACUGUAGAGUGAAGUUAGAUGCAGUAAGAGUUACACACAAGCUGAGAAUGGUUGUCUUUUAUUGUCUUUUUUGGGGGUAGAACUAGGAUAUGUUUCAGUUUUGUCCCAAAUAAAGCAACUAGUAUUGUGUGAUUUUUAUUAGGAGCAAUUUUCCUUUUAUUUAAGUCACACUUGCUUUAUUCCAACAUCUAAAUUUUUACACUGUAUGAGUAGCAUGUUAAAAGCAAAAUGUUUCAGCAUUACUGCUACUGUAAUACUUUGUAUUACAGCUGCAUGAAAAUUGCAUUCAUUGUUGUAUUAUAGUUUUGAGAACUGGGUAUUAGUUAUCUUUAUGUCUAUUCCCUCUGGCCCUACACCAAAGCAGGGAAAAUCAAUUGUAUUUUGUGUUUAAAGCAGUGUUUGUGCCAUUGUUUUUUUUAAUUUACAUCACAGAACAUUCAGACUUACAGGCAACAGAAGUGCAGUGACACAAGCAAAUAGUCAUUCCUUAUGCUAAUGGUCAGUUUAAGUCAACAAUAACUCAGAGAAAUAAUAUUUCCCUUUUUGCCAUUCCUGGUGCUGUCUUUGCUGCUAUACAGCACAUGCAUCACACCCCAGGAAACCUGAAUCCUUUGAAACUCUGCAGGGUUACUGAGACGCUGCUUCUGUGAUGCUGCGGUGUGUCCUGUUUGGUGCGUCCCAUCCACGGUGAUCGCCAGAUGUGCUUCUCUACCAUGAUGUGUCUGCAUGCUUGCUAUGCUUACUGUGUUGUAUUCAAAUUCACAUCACAGUGUCGUGUUGUUUGCAUGACAAGUAACAGAGUGUUAAAUCUUCAGGGCCACAGAAGAAGGCCUCACAGUGCAGAAAUAACAAGUUUACAAUUUUAUUAACCCAAUCUCUUUUUUUUUUUUUUUCCUUUGGUCGUUUAUAUCCUAAAACCAAAUUUAAACUAUAUUUGAGAAAUUCGCUGUUGACCUAGAUUCUAUGUUGAAGUAAAAGAAAAUUAACACUGGAUGGCACAAUCAUUAUUGUAGCAUUGCUGAUUUAAACACAGCACAUAUUCAGUGAAAGUAUUGUGGGAAACUUUUUCUCAAUUUAUGGUUGUCUGAUUAUAUUUACUAUGCUUAAAGCUUUCAUGGAUCUUUUGUGUACUCAUAUUCUCAAAUAUUUUCCUAUUAGCCUAAAUAGUAAUCCUGUUGCUGCUUAACAACUAAAUGCUGAAAACUGCCAGUUUGACUUAAACUGAAAAUACUGAGUAAAGUUAAAUGGCACAUGCAAAGUGAUACUUAAGGGCUUUUCUAUUUACAAUUUGAUUUCUACAACAACCAUUCAACUAAUAGUACAUUUCCACCAAAAUAAUUAGCUGCAUUCCUUCAAAAAAACCCUCUUUCUUGUAAUGGUGAGGGCACUCGGUAUGCUGUAAUCUUGACAAGUCAAAAAAAUGAAAAAAAUGGUCAGUAUAAGAAUUGAAAAAUGUGAAACUUAAUUGUCAAACUAAAACCUGUCAAAAAUGUAGUUUAAUGCACUUUAAAGACAAGAAAGAGCUUGAAUUCAGCUGGCGUUAGAUUAAGAUUCAUACAUUGAAAACAAAUUAAUUUGUUUAUCAGUGUUACCUUUUAUUACCAACACAUAGAAUACUGUAAAAGUUGAAAGUAACUUCACUCUGUUAUGCACUUUAUUUUUUUGCAUUAUUUUUAGAAAACUAAAAUAACUGCAAACAUUUUUGAGUUUUAAUUCUAAUUGAUGCAAUUGUUUAAAUUGUGAAUACUGAAAGAAAAUGUCUAUGGCAAAGUAUUAUUUAUGGUAUUUAAGAGGAAUUACAAAAUUUUUUUGGUCUAAAACUUUUUUAAAUCAUCCUUUAAAAAAUAUAAGUAUUGGACCAGUCUGGAAUUAACUAAACUCAUAAACUCACACAAGGGUAACAAAGGGAAUAUUCUGAAUGCAAAGAAGGAUAUGAAAUUAUGCUGCUUAGUGUUACUUUGUGGAUUAUAAAGUGCUAACACCUUGUACUUGCAGUACGUAUAAAUGGCACAGUGCAUUCUAAGGAACAUUAGAAGUGUGUUACAAGUUUUGGGCCAUUCUUAUUUUUCCAAAGUCUCCAAAAAUAUAUAUAUUUUUUUUAACAAAAGAGUAAUGUAAAGUAUACCUCCUUAUGCAAGUGUUACUGAUAGAAAAUUGUUACAUUUUCUUUUAAUAAACAAAAGGGACAAAAUCUUUUAUUCGUAUUUUUCAAAUAAAAUGUGCUCUUUGCUAUGGUGAUGGGUUAUUGUAUUCCUCAUCACAACCAGAAUGUGUUAUUUUGCCUUCACUCCUGUAUCCUACACUCACCGAGGAACCAGAACAUCUGCAGACGCUCCAUCUUUAUGACCCGGGUGUGACACAGUUGUAUUAAUGAGGCCAAUGCCAGAAACUAUGUGGGAACUUGAGCUGGAUCUGAAAUGCCUGGUAUUGUCCCUUGGUGGUGCCACUAUUUCAAAGACUGCCUCACAUGAUUAUUGCUACAGAUGGAUGGGGAUGGAGAGAGACACCAUAAGAUAGUUUACAACAGACUGCAGUAUAGCUGCUAAAUGGUUCAUUACUUUUACUUGUGGCAACUGUUCCUCUCCAACCAUCACUGUCUGAAACUGAAAUACAGGGUUGUAGGACGAAUACAUUAACCACAUGAGUUAAAAAGUGGGGAAUUGCACAUCUAUGAAUCCAAAUUGGUGGUAAAAGCCAUGGUUGUUAUCCCAAGGUGACACAGAAGGCAAAAGUAGACAAGGACAUUUACAAUGCUCA